AUGUCAACGGGUUUGACGGAAGUGUGGCUUUGUGGGAAGAAUUUUUCCAUCACCCUCACGGUAGCACUUAUCGGUUCUAUUUGUGGAAUUCCUUUCGCGCCGUACGUUGCAGAUACUUUUGGAAGAAAAACUGCUAUGUUAUUUGGCGCACUUAUUGUCGUUGGCGGCGCUGGAUUACAGACAGCUUCGCAGAAUGCGGGCAUGUUCAUCGGUGCCCGCGCCAUGAUUGGGUUCGGGACAUGUUUCGUGCAGCUGGCUGCACCUCUUCUCAUUACUGAGCUGGCUUAUCCAUCACAUCGACCUGCACUUUCUGCCCUUUUCAAUCCUAUGUGGUUCAGUGGCUCUAUCGUUGCGGCCUGGGGGACCUUUGGGUCCUUUCGAAUCGGAAGCAACUGGUCAUGGCGCAUUCCAUCCGCCCUUCAAGCCGUCUCUUCUGUUAUUCAGCUGUUUCUCCUGUGGUUUAUUCCGGAGUCCCCUCGUUACUUAAUCUGCCAAGGCCAGGACGAGAAGGCUCUCUACACCCACAUCAAAUACUACGCUAAUGGAAAUCGCCAUGACCCCCUCGUUGAAUACGAGUACAACGAAAUCAAAAAGGCUAUCGCCAUCGACAAAGCGAAUGCUAAAGGUACCAGUUUCUCAGAUCUCUUCAGUAGUGCAGGCAACUUACGUCGCAUGGGAAUUAUCAUUGCCAUCGCCUUCUUCUCCCAGUGGUCCGGAAAUGGCCUCAUUUCAUACUAUUUCAACCUUAUCCUCAAUGACAUUGGCAUUAUCACCCCCUUUGACCAAACUCUCAUGAGUGGCAUCUUGCAAAUCUUCAAUUUUGUCACUGCUAUUAUUGCUUCCUUCCUUACGGAGUGUUGCUAUCUACGUAACUCCGUCCCAUUUAACCUUGACGGGACUAUUGAUAUCGAUCCUGCAACGGGGAAACCUGUGAAGGGCGACGAGAAAGCUGCGUUCAUGUACAUCACAGUGGUAUUCCUGUUCAACUUUUUCUAUACCAUUGCAUUUACGCCGCUCUUGGUCUCAUACACCAUCGAAAUCCUGCCUUACAAGAUUCGUGCCAAAGGGCUUGCUGUAAUGAGGCUCGUUUCACCUGCUGGCCUAUAUUGGGGAACAACUUACGCUGACUUUAUUUUCAUAUACGUCAACCCAAUCGCCUUCAAUGCCCUCAACUGGAAAUACUACAUCAUUUACACCAUUUGGGAUGCUGUUGAGACGGUGUUCGUCUGGCUUUAUGCCGUCGAAACUAAGGGACGAUCGCUCGAGGAAACCGCUGUACUCCUGGAGGACCUCAGUGUCACCGACAUCGUCGCCCAGUGUGCUCAUAAACACGUUCAUUUCUCCCGCGGGAAGGAUGAGGGGGGCGGUUUCGACUUACGGGAUGCUGACGAAUUUUCCAUUUCGGAUGAGAGCAUUGGGCGCGCCUUUUGA
This is a messenger RNA of Cantharellus anzutake, 1431 nucleotides long. Its product is annotated as general substrate transporter. Gene Ontology annotation, molecular function: carbohydrate:proton symporter activity. Bases 1 to 1431 code for a protein of 476 amino acids. Lineage: Eukaryota; Fungi; Basidiomycota; Agaricomycetes; Cantharellales; Hydnaceae. The record is from RefSeq and is a predicted model, not a curated record. Gene Ontology annotation, biological process: carbohydrate transport; transmembrane transport. Gene Ontology annotation, cellular component: membrane. The transcript is spliced from 10 exons.